Clarias gariepinus (North African catfish) is the source of this 1535-nucleotide messenger RNA. RefSeq lists its product as uncharacterized. The record is from RefSeq and is a predicted model, not a curated record. Lineage: Eukaryota; Metazoa; Chordata; Actinopteri; Siluriformes; Clariidae. The coding region runs from base 221 to 1012 and encodes 263 amino acids. The transcript has 3 exons.
CGGAAGUAAACAGAACCAUUUAAACGUAUGAACUGGGCUCUCUGAAAUAUGCUCAUAUUUAUUUAUUAAAGUAUAGCGUAACUAUUUUAAAAGGAAAAUAUAUUUUAGUGGGUGGUUUUAAAGGGAAAAAAAGUCGGUGUGUCAGUAUUUAAACCAGAGACUAUAAACACAAACACACUGCACGCUAUACAGUUUCCACCUCGGUUGCUUGGAUACUACAAUGAACCCUUCCUCGGGCAGAGACAGGAGCUUCCUGAGCGCAGACGAAGCCUCUGUUGUCGAGGCGGCGGUCAGGACGGCGGUCCGGUCCAUCCUGCAGGUCUUCUGCGAGGUGAAUGAGAAGAGAUCGCACUGCUACGAGGCGAAGUUAGCCGAGGCUGAGAGAGAAAACGCAGCGCUCAGGUUUCAGCUCAACGCGGCCGAGCUGGAGCUCCAGACUUUACGGCAGAUCUCUGAUAAUUACACAAUCUCAGCUGAGGUGACCCUGAGGCAGGAGGCGCCCGAGGAGCCGGCGGCGUGUGCGCAGAGCCAGGGCAGCCUGGUGAUCAAGGAAGAGCCGUGUUCCUCAGACAGCACGAUGUGUCUGAAGUCUGAGAUGGCAGACGAGACUUAUGAAGGACAGUCUGGUUAUCCAGUGGUUCAGGAAGUCCAGAUGUGCCAGCAGGCUCCAGGUGUAGAGAUGUGGAGUGUUCAGAGCUUCAGUUCAUCAAGAUCCGACAUGAACCAGACUUCAGAGAAGUGGGUUCCUGGUGAUACUCUUUCAGGGAGAUUGAAAAGCAGAGAAUGUGUGAGAAGAUACAGAGAAAGGAUCCGUGCUGACCCAGAAAAGUAUCUGGCCUGGAAAGAGAAGGAGCGCUUGAGGUAUCAGCAGAAGAGAAAGACCAUAAACGAUCUGUCUGAACCCAUGAAGAAGCUGAAGAGGAAGGCAUGGAGAGAGGCUAAGAGACGGGAUCGUGCUAGAAAGCAGGUUCAAACCGCUGCUACACACGUCAUCCAGACGACCGACCCGUGAAGAUUACAUCGUCUGGACAAAAAAAAAAACCUUCUGCGCUUGUAUGCGUUAGUAAACAUUUCCACUGUAAUUACGUUUAAGAGAGUGGGAUGGAGAAUGGAGGAGGUGCUGUAGAUCUUCAGGUGUGACAGUCUUGAGAAUUCAGGAUCUUAAUCUCGAGAAAAUCUAUUUUUUGGCUAGCAAACUCAGUGGUUUCCUCACUCAGAAGUCUAAAAAGACUAACACUCUUACGAUUAAAGUGUGUAAACCUUUAGCCUGUACGGAUUUCUGCUAAUAAAAAGAUAAUAUUGCCCAUAAUGCGCCAGUUCUACAGCCAUCUUAAAAUAAUAUGAGCACAAACUUUUUUUUUUUGUUUUUCAAAUUUAUGUGAUGUGUAUUUUGAGAGCCUGCUACCCUCCAGGUCUUUCCGCAGGAGAAAAAGAAUCCAGGAUCUCCCCGAAGCCAUGCAGAAGCAGCAAAGGAAAGCCUGGCGGGAAGCCACGAGGCGACACCGCGCACGGAAGAUGUCACAAACGACGAUCGC